Didymosphaeria variabile is the source of this 921-nucleotide messenger RNA. RefSeq lists its product as uncharacterized. The coding region runs from base 1 to 921 and encodes 306 amino acids. Gene Ontology annotation, cellular component: nucleus; cytoplasm. NCBI's taxonomy places the organism in Eukaryota, Fungi, Ascomycota, Dothideomycetes, Pleosporales, Didymosphaeriaceae. Gene Ontology annotation, molecular function: protein binding. The transcript has a single exon. The record is from RefSeq and is a predicted model, not a curated record.
AUGUCGCCCGACUUAUUCACUAGUGACGAUGUUUUGGCUCAGCAAAAUUUCAGCGACAUCCAUCUCGUCGUCUUAGGACUACUUUCUCACGACCUCGAGUCCUUACUGAAGACCGACUGCACCGAGAUAAACCUCCAGGAUGUGAACGGAAGGACUCCGCUUCUUUGGGCUGCCUGGAGAAGCGACAUUGCAAGUGUGCUUCUUUUACUCAAGUAUGGCGCCGAUAUCAACAAACCUGACCACGCGCUUUAUACGCCAUUAGCCAGAGCCGCUCAAGCAGGCGACUUGUCUACUGUGGAGAUCCUUCUGACAGCCAAAGCUGAAUCCCACGUCCGAACAUCAUGGGACCACCAGCCGAUCCACCUAGCCAGCGAAAACAGGCUCAAUGGCAACGGAGUAGUGAAAGCACUACUCGAGUGGGGCGCAGACUCAAAUGCCUACAGCAAGGGCUCCGGUACUCCUUUACACAACGCCGCGAAUCGUGGGUCGAUCCACACGAUGCGUACCCUCAUCGAGCACGGCACUGCAAUCGACGCUAUUGGACGAAACGGAAGCACCGCUGCUAUGGUGGCCUUAUAUUGUUGGAACGAACCCGCGUUCGUUCAUCUAGCAAGCGCCGGUGCUCGUUUAGAUGUUGUCAACGAUAGUGGCCACAAUAUCUUGCAGCUUGCCACCUGGACUGCGAGCGCGAAGGCUUGGGAUCUACUGAUUGACCGCGCGGAGAGUGGCAGUCUUGGCUAUAUUGAUGUGGAUGCGUUACAUGACGGCCACGGUAUCGAGCAGUGUUACCGUAAGUGUCGGAGGUUGUGGUAUCGCGGCCAGAGAGGAGAUGAAAACCUGGAGCGUGCCAAGUUUCUCCUUAUGAUUGAGAUUUGCGGAUUCCAGCGACAACGUCCUGGUCGUUUUUACGAUCUAACUUAG